GUAUAAAAUGGGUGGUCACGCCAAUCUCGUAUUAACCUCACUUUUGUUGCUUCCGCUGCUUGUAAGCUGUCUCAGAUGUUAUACUGGAGUGGAAGGUGCAGGAAACGUGACCGACGUAAUAGUAGACAACCCGGCAACGCAUAUGUGUGUGUACAUAGUUCGCGGUGCAUGUGAUUUCUCGGAUAAAGCUCCACCAAUUUACACAGUCUACGUUACUGAUCACGUGUAUUCAAAGAUUUGCUAUUACGAAAAUGGCAUUGCUUUUUGCUCAUGCAGUACUGAGCUGUGCAAUGGGGAUAUUGAAUUGAUGCGGAAAUUAUGGGACAAAACAAUAAUCACCGACGAAAAAGUACAUGAAUGCAUAUCAGAGUAUCUCAAGACAAGAGAAUCAUUACCUCUUCCAAAGGAAGAAAAAGAGAACGAAUCAGAAGGUAGUACAAGCACUGCUUCUAGCGAAGUGGAGCCAGCUCUUCAAAAAGGUGGAUCUCAGAUAAGACCAGAGAGUGACGAUGAAGAAACAGAAAGUGAUGCCGAUUUCAUCAUCUUCGUGAUCCUUGUGGUUGUGGCAGUGGUCUUGCUCAUUUCUAUAUUGCCAGCCGUCAUCUGCUGUAUGGCAUUGAGAUCAAAGAAGAAGCAAAGAAGAUCAGAGUAUGCGAGCUUAAAAACCAGAUCGAGCAAGUCGACCAAUAGAACGGGUGGCGGUAGAACUGGAAAAAGCAACAAAAGCACAUUAAGCACAACUAGUGCUAACUCUCUAAACACUGGAAGGAGCAGUACGAAAAAAUCAAAAAACACGAAGAGUGCGGCAACCGGACCAACUGGCAGAAGAAGACUUGCUUCCGCAAAAAGAGGUGGAGAAUUGAAAAACAAGAGAAGAUAAGCGAGAAACAAUGUACAUUGUGCAAAACGCUAAUUCUAAUAGCUGCAUAAAGC
Messenger RNA from Cylicocyclus nassatus, 933 nucleotides. The record is from the annotation of a GenBank genome assembly. NCBI's taxonomy places the organism in Eukaryota, Metazoa, Nematoda, Chromadorea, Rhabditida, Strongylidae.